AUGGUGGGCUUUAAGGAUACACUGGUAGUCUGGUACAGUUACAUUGCAUACAAAUACAGACUUUUAUUCAUCACAAUAGGUUAUCUUGGACCAGUUACUAACAUUGAUUCUUCAAUUGACAACUGUUCUACUAUUGAUAUAACAUGGACUGCUCCUACAGUUGAUGAUGGAGUAUCUAUACUCUAUUAUAUACUAAAGAUGUAUGAUGCUAUUACUUGCAGCCUAGUGGAUACUGUAUCAGUAUAUGAUACCAGAGAAGGAAUAUCUAACAGUAAUACAUUCUCAUAUCAAAGAGCUCCAAAAUCAGUUAAUGGAAAUACUGUUUCUAUAGAACAUACUUUUCAACAAAAUACAUUUACUAUUAUACAGUUCAGCAUACCAGUGAUGGUAGAAUGCACAGGUGAAGCCCCUGAUAGUGCUACGGUUACUGUACACUGCAAUGAAACUGGUGGUAUAUAUAGUAGCUCUUAUAUUAUAGACUAUACUAAGCAACCAAAUAAUAUAACAGGAUCAGUACCAGUACUUCAGUAUCAGCGGUGUAAUAUCAGUAUUGUAUUUAGUAAUGAGGCUGGUAGUAGUGAACCAUUUAUACUAGCAUUUGAUACAUAUCCUCUGUCUACUUAUAUCACUACUACUACUGCUGCUGCUACUACUACUACUGCUACUAUUGUCACACCUGUUUCAACAACUCUUGGCAUUAGUACUGGUUAUUAUGUUAUCACAGCAGGUGUUGUUAUAAUAUUAUCAAUACUAAUAAUAAUAAUAAGUCUCAUUUUGCUUGUUAUUAUAUACAAGAGGAAAGCAUUUGGGUCUGCCUCAUUACAAAAACAGCAAGAGGCAUGUGUACCUACUACACGCAAUGAAGCAUAUGAAUUCAACAAUUUAGUGUUUACUACUGAUAAUAAUCCUGCUUAUGAAGAAAUAGGAGGAAACAGAGGAGGACCAGUUAGCAUGUGAAUAAUUGUAAUAACUAAGUAUUGAUUUGACAAUGGAUUUUAGCACGGUGACUAAUUAAAUGAAGAUGUGUGUUUUAUUAUAGUUUUGGCUGUUACUUUUAUUUGAAACCAAAUUAUAUUUAGUUUGUAAUUGUAAUUCUAAAA
Molecule: messenger RNA, 1100 nt
Organism: Amphimedon queenslandica
Lineage: Eukaryota; Metazoa; Porifera; Demospongiae; Haplosclerida; Niphatidae
Exons: 8
Coding region: 1-957 (318 amino acids)
Source: RefSeq, a predicted model, not a curated record